Molecule: messenger RNA, 3780 nt
Organism: Hyla sarda
Lineage: Eukaryota; Metazoa; Chordata; Amphibia; Anura; Hylidae
Gene: TERT
Product: telomerase reverse transcriptase
Exons: 16
Coding region: 1-3690 (1229 amino acids)
Biological process (GO): telomere maintenance via telomerase
Cellular component (GO): telomerase catalytic core complex
Molecular function (GO): telomeric repeat DNA binding; telomerase RNA binding
Source: RefSeq, a predicted model, not a curated record
AUGAGCGGCUCGGGGCUGGCGGUGCUGCACGCUGUGUACUGGAGGGUGCUCAGCAUCUCCGACUAUGUCCGUAUCCUGCACACGGGCGGCGGCCACCGGGCUCCUCUGCUGCAGGAGGGGGACACCGAUAGAUACAAGGCCUUUCUAUCCGAGCUGCUGGUCUGUAUCCCGCACGGGGCCAAGAAGCUCUGCUCCCCCAUCUCCUUCCUGCAGUUAUCGACUCAAAGAGAAGUUGUGGCUCGAGUAAUUCAACGUAUCUGUGAAAAGAACAAAAAGAAUGUUCUAGCAUUUGGAUAUGGUCUGGUUGCUGAAAAGAGCUCACUGCGUGUUCAGUUUGCACCAAAUAUUUGCAGUUAUUUUCCAAAUCCAACAACAGCAACUAUUGGCACAAGUGUCCUCUGGGAAAUCCUUCUAAGUAGGGUGGGAGAUGAUGUUAUGAUGCAUUUAUUGGAAAACUGUUCACUUUUCGUGAAGGUGCCACCCAGUUGUUGCUAUCAGUUGUGUGGUCAGCCUAUAUAUAAUUUGAGCAUAGAGGAAACACUUCCAUUACCUUGGCUUAAACAAGAUAGUUUUAUCUAUAAAUGCAAUGUUUUAACUCAGUAUAUUCAGGUACAUUCUGUUUUUUCUAAAACAUCCUUAUCAAAAAGGGCCAUAUUUAGGAACAAAAUAAAGAAUCAAAAAAAGGUUAAAUCGAAAACAGAAACAAAGGUUAUGACAAAAGCAGGAGAAAACCAUUCCAGCAAUGGACCACUAAAUUAUUUGACUAACAUUGGUGAGCAUAUCAGUGAAAACAGGCUUACAAAAAGACCUUCGAAUAUUGACAUAUGUGAUAUUCCAACCAAAAGACCCAAAACAGAACAGAAAAACAAUGACUCUUAUACGUCUGAUCGUUUAAUCACAAAACCACAUUCUUCCAAACCAGACGAUGACAUAGUGUGCCAGUGUACCACUCAAAAAGAACCCAAAAAGCAGUUUGCUGUUAUGAGAGACGUUCUCAAUGAAACAUCCGUAAGCUUCAUCGUAAGCGAUUUUGUUGAGCCUCAAAUUAAACCAACCUCCCACAAUUCUCUUUGUACAUCGUCAGACAGAAUUUCACCAUCUAGCAUUUUUGUUGACAGUAGUAAAAUGUUGUACGCGAAUCCAAUCUCUAAGGAAGGAUUUUUGGAAAGUUUUAUACUAAACAUGUUGGAAAGUAACUCCAGUGGCAGUCUAACUCUUAUUGAAACGAUAUUUAUGAAUAACAAUGUUUUUGAGCAAGACUCUGACUUACAGGUUCCUUGUAAAAGCAAAAAAAAGAAAAAAGUAUGCAAACGUUAUUGGCAAUUGAUUCCAGUUUUUCAUAAACUGCUAGAAAAUCACAAAUUGUGUCCAUACAUGUCACUGUUAAAAAAACAUUGCCCUGUCAAAACUAUUGGAAGGAACAGAAGUGACUUUAUCCAUGGAAAAAACAACGAUGAUGGUAUUUCUAACAGCGAACUAUCGGGUGUUGAGUGUGAUCAUACCAACGGCACAAAGGCUGAUUGUGAAUCGAGUAACACUAUUGUAUACUCACUAAAUGAUACAAAAAUUGUUACAAACCAAACUGGUGUUCACAUGGAAGAACAGCGCAGAAAGCAUGGAGAUAAACUAUAUGAUUUACUUAAGCAACAUAACAGUGUCUGGCAAGUCUAUACAUUUGUCAGAGAAUGUCUGCAUAUAAUUGUGCCUGAAAGCCUGUGGGGGUCUAGUCACAACAAGUGUCGCUUCCUCAGAAAUGUCAAAAUGUUGAUUAAAUCUGUCAAGUGUGAGAAGAUUUCCUUGUCAGAACUAGUUCACAAGAUGAGAGUAGAAGACUGUUCAUGGCUACGUCUAAACAAAAGUAUUCACUUUGUUCCAGCAUCAGAGCACUUGCUGAGAGAAAAAAUACUUUUUAAAUUCCUGUUUUGGCUGAUGGAUACUUAUGUUAUACAGUUAUUAAAAGCCUUUUAUUAUAUCACAGAAACCAGUUUUCAGAAAAACAGACUGUUCUUUUAUAGAAAGAGCAUCUGGGGACAACUUGAGAAGAAUGGAAUACGGAAAUAUAAGACAAAUUUAAAGUUACGUUUAUUGUCAACUGAAGAAAUAGAGACUUUGCAGCAACAAAAGAACAUCCCUCUGCUCUCAAGGUUACGAUUCAUACCGAAAACAAAUGGAUUGCGUCCAAUUGCGAAAAUGUGUAAUCCUGGAGCAAAACAAAGUAAAGUAAUGAAGCAAAGAAAGAUUCAGCAUUUCAAUACUCAAGUCAGAAAUCUCUACAGUGUUCUGAAUUAUGAAACGGACAAAUCUACCAACAUAAUUGGUUCUUCUGUGUUUGGACUUGAUGGUAUUUAUAAGAAAUGGAGAAAAUAUGUGCUAUGGUUGAAAGAGUCAGAUUCAGAUGUUAAGUUUUACUUUGUAAAGACCGAUGUAAAAGAGGCAUACGACACAAUUCCUCAUGCAAAACUAGAGGAAGUAAUCUCAAAAGUACUUAAUCCAGAUAUUGAAGAGGUUUAUUGCAUAAGACGUUAUGCCCUACUGUGGCUGGAUUCACGUGGCCAGAUCAGGAAAUCUUUUAAGAGACAUGUUUCCAACUUGGUUGAAUUUAAGCCUAAUAUGAAAUGCUUUCUAACACAUUUACAAGAAGGUGAUAUGGUUCAGAAUGCAGUCUUUGUGGAACAGAGCCUUUCUAUGAAUGAAAACUCAAGCAAACUGCUAGCUUUCUUCCAGCAAAUAAUUUUUAACCAUAUUCUGAGAAUUAAUGAUCGAUAUUAUAGGCAGUGUUGUGGAAUACCUCAGGGAUCCAUGUUGUCAGCAUUGCUUUGUAGCUUAUGCUAUGGUGAUAUGGAAAAUAAAUUGUUCGGUGGAAUAGAAGAGAACGGACUUUUCAUGAGACUUAUUGAUGACUUUUUGCUGGUUACACCACACCUACAACAAGCAAAACAUUUUUUAAGAACUCUAGCAGAAGGAAUUCCUGAAUAUGGCUGUUCAAUAAGCCUUGACAAGACUGUUGUGAAUUUUCCUGUUGAUGACAUUCCGGAGUGCUCAACAGUAGAGCAGUUACCAGCCCAUUCCUUGUUCCGUUGGUGUGGUCUUUUGCUUGAUACGCAAACUUUGGAAGUAUUCUGUGAUUACUCUAGCUUUUCGUGCACAUCAAUCCGAUCAAGUCUGUUGUUUUGUCAUAGUUGUAAAGCUGGCGAAAAUUUAAGAUAUAAACUUUUAAAUGUCCUCCGACUUAAAUGCCACAGCCUCUUCCUGAACCUCCAGGUAAACCGUCUGCGAACUGUGUACAUUAAUGCCUACAAGAUUUUAUUACUUCAGUCGUACAGGUUCCAUGCUUGUGUUAGACAACUUCCAUUUGAUCAGAGCAUAAAGAAUAAUCCAUUGUUCUUUCUUAAAGUAAUAUCUGACAUGGCUCCUUGUUUCUACAUGAUUUUAAAAGAAAUAAAUAAAGGUUUUACUCUUGGAACCAAAGAUGCAUCUGGACCAUUUCCUUUUGAAUCAGCCCAAUGGCUCAGUUGUCAUGCAUUUAUUACAAAGCUGUCUAAUCACAAAUUGUUAUACAAGACCCUGCUUGUCCCUCUUCACCAUUGCACAAAACAGCUUUCCAAAAGUCUGCCAAAUGGAACAGUUGAUCUUCUAAAAGAAGUGACUGAUGCAUCCCUUCAUAAAGAUUUUUCAACAAUAAUGGACUAACUCAACUGCAAGUGUAUGAAAACAUGUAUUUAUUUAUUUUCCUGAUGGAUCUUGUAGCAAAUAUGUAAAUAAAAGUUUUGUGUCUUAAAA